Protopterus annectens (West African lungfish) is the source of this 1478-nucleotide messenger RNA. Its product is annotated as histone H3. The record is from RefSeq and is a predicted model, not a curated record. Lineage: Eukaryota; Metazoa; Chordata; Ceratodontiformes; Protopteridae. Gene Ontology annotation, molecular function: structural constituent of chromatin; DNA binding; protein heterodimerization activity. Bases 16 to 426 code for a protein of 136 amino acids. Gene Ontology annotation, cellular component: nucleosome. The transcript has a single exon.
GCUGUUGUUACCGUUAUGGCUCGAACAAAGCAGACCGCUAGGAAGUCUACCGGUGGAAAGGCUCCUCGUAAACAGCUUGCUACAAAGGCUGCCCGCAAAAGUGCUCCGGCUACUGGAGGUGUCAAGAAGCCUCAUCGUUACCGGCCUGGCACUGUUGCUCUUCGAGAAAUCCGUCGAUAUCAGAAGUCCACCGAAUUACUUAUUCGCAAGCUUCCUUUCCAGCGACUUGUUCGAGAGAUCGCACAGGAUUUCAAGACGGAUCUUCGUUUCCAGAGUUCUGCAGUCAUGGCUUUGCAGGAGGCAAGCGAGGCUUAUCUUGUAGGCCUCUUUGAAGAUACCAACCUCUGUGCUAUUCACGCUAAGAGAGUAACUAUCAUGCCCAAAGAUAUUCAGCUAGCAAGGCGCAUUCGAGGAGAACGAGCUUAACCUAUACACGACCAGUGAACACAAAGGCUCUUUUAAGAGCCGCACUUUUUCUACAAAGGGUCUUUUCGUCUUCUCUCCAAGAAACUUUCACUUUCGUAGGCUUUUCAAAAAUAGUUUUCGUUAGCAGAUCACUGCAACCUUUGGCGACUCUCUUUCUUCUUUGGUCUCUAUUCCAUGCUUGGCCGCUUAUCUACACACACCUGGACAUCCGACACCCUCGAUUGCUGUAACACCAGAUGUUUACAUCCCUAGACUAACGCUUUCCGAUGUACGCAUGUGCACUAGCUCUAUUGCCUUGUAUGACGCAAGACACCUCGCCUCUUAGCAGUCUAGUCUUGGCGACUAUAGUGAUAACAGCUUUGAGUCCGUGCUUGUACCAUCCAUCCUUGAGCUCUUGUGUCUUUUAAUAGGGUAUCUGUCUGGGCGUUGCAGCUGCUGCAUGUGUCCCAAAGGGAGCAUUAUUACUUAACAGCUACUGCAGCAUUGACAUCUCUUGUGCUAAGCCCGAUCCUUUUGUUUUUUUAGAAGCUGCACAAUACUGAAGGAUUUGUAUGGGAAAAAUACCUUGCUCUAGAUAGGGGGGGUUCAAGGACUACUUGCAAAGGCUUACACAGUUAGUAGUGAAGCCAACUAAACCAGAACACAUUUACUUAUCGAGAUGGCUGUGGCAAAAGCUGGAGCGCUUGUCACUUUUUUGGCUGUUACAAAAAUGGCAACCCUUGUGUCGCCAAGUCUGCACAAGCACUUAACUGUCAUCAUAACGAAACUCUUCCUCCAACGGCAUCGCUGCAGAAACACUUCCCCUACGACCUUCUCAUCGGCAUAUUAUUUUCUGCACAGUCACUUAGAUGCCGACAUGAAGCAUUUCCCUCGAAGACCUCUUCAGUAGUAUAUUCGUCUCUGACCCGAAAUGAAACGUUUCUCCGCCGACCCCAGCAGUAGUUUGACACGACUGCACGAGCGCUUCCCCUGACAUGAGGAUCGAACACUACCACUUCAGCAAUUUAAGUCUGCACAGGCAAGAGCUGGUAUAUACACAUACUCCGUGUAAA